This is a messenger RNA of Pecten maximus, 3142 nucleotides long. RefSeq names its product importin subunit alpha-1-like. Bases 301 to 1869 code for a protein of 522 amino acids. The record is from RefSeq and is a predicted model, not a curated record. Gene Ontology annotation, molecular function: protein binding; nuclear import signal receptor activity. NCBI's taxonomy places the organism in Eukaryota, Metazoa, Mollusca, Bivalvia, Pectinida, Pectinidae. Gene Ontology annotation, cellular component: cytoplasm; nucleus. Gene Ontology annotation, biological process: NLS-bearing protein import into nucleus. The transcript is spliced from 11 exons.
UAUCAACCAAUUAAUUGUGACUGAGCAGGUUCCCUUUCAAAACAGCGGAAAAUUCGAAGUCUUCUUGCCGUCGUCUCUUGAUCAAGCAGCUGUGAUAUUUGAAAACAUUCUUUUGUUGGCACUGGGUACAACGCUUGGGGUACAUCAAAGGACAAAAGGAACCCAAUUUAAUUUGAAAUACCCAAGGAGAAAAAAAACUACUGGUAGGCCUACACGAUCGGCAAGCACUCGCUCCACUUCUACAAAAACUGACCACGUUCUAAAAUCAGCGAUUUGAAAAUCAUCCCAGUCAAGGCGAAGAUGCCAUCUAACGAAAACAGCAGUUCUCGUCUGAAGACAUACAAGAACAAAGGGCGAGAUGUUGAUGAAAUGAGGAGGAGGAGGAAUGAAGUGUCUGUCGAGUUGAGAAAAGCCAAGAAAGAUGACCAGUUGCUGAAGAGAAGAAAUGUUGCUGUUGAUGACGAACCAACCAGUCCCCUUCAGGACGCAAGUAACAAGACUAAUGCAGUAAGCCUGACAUUGGUUGAAAUUGUCAGUGGUAUCAACGGAAACGAACCACUUCAACAGAUGCAGUGUACGCAGGCUGCUCGAAAACUGCUGUCCAAAGAGAGGAACCCGCCUAUUGAUGACAUCAUCAAAACUGGUGUGAUUCCCAGAAUGGUGGAAUAUCUUUCCCAUAGUGACAGACCAGACCUGCAAUUUGAGGCUGCUUGGGCACUUACAAACAUCGCAUCGGGUACCAGUGAUCAAACCAAGGCCGUGGUGAAGGCGGGCGCUGUGCCUCCAUUUGUCAAACUGCUGUCCUCGCCACAUCACAAUGUUUGUGAGCAGGCUGUGUGGGCUCUCGGAAAUAUUGCAGGUGAUGGCCCUGACUUGAGAGACUAUGUGACAGAGUCUGGCAUCAUUGAACCUUUACUCCGGCUCAUCAAACCAGAAACGCCCGGGGGAUUCCUGAGGAACGUCACAUGGACAUUGUCCAACCUCUGUAGAAACAAGAACCCACCUCCCAAGUUCAAGGUUGUGCGUCAAUUCCUGCCCACAUUGGCCAGACUUCUACAACACAAUGACAGAGAGGUUCUGACCGACACGUGCUGGGCACUGUCGUACCUCACGGACGGAACCAACGAUAAAAUCCAGGAGGUUGUAGAUAGUGGUGUAGUACCAAGACUUGUAGAGUUGCUGGGAAGCUCUGAAGUAUCGGUGAUAACCCCCGCGCUCCGAGCCGUAGGUAACAUUGUGACUGGCGAUGACUCCCAAACACAGAAUGUGAUCGACCAAGGGGCUCUGAAGGCUUUUAAAGGUCUUCUUACCCAUAACAAGGUCAACAUCCAAAAAGAGGCUGCUUGGACAAUAUCCAACAUCACAGCCGGUAACACACAGCAAAUCCAGUGUGUCAUCAACGAGGAGCUCCUACCUUACACUCUGGAAAUACUAAUUAAGGGUGACUACAAGAGCCAGAAAGAGGCUGUGUGGGCAAUCACCAAUUUGACGUCGGGAGGCACGGUGGAACAGAUAGCGUACUUGGUACAGCUCGGAGCCAUUAAACCUCUCUGUGACCUUUUGACGGUGAAAGAAGCCAAGGUCAUCCUGGUUAUUCUCGAUGCUAUUGGCAACAUUCUAAUGGCUGCGGAGAAGAUCGGCCAGCAGGAAGUUGUGUGUGUUAUGAUUGAAGAGUCUGGUGGCCUAGACAAGAUCGAAAAUCUCCAGAACCAUGAAAACGAGCAGGUUUACAAGGCAGCGCUGGAACUCAUAGAGAAAUACUUCGCUGACGAGGGAGAGGACCAGAGUUUGGCCCCGGCCAGCACAGACGGCAAUGCCUACCAGUUCAACGCGGCCACAGCCAUCCCACAACAGGGUUUCUCUUUCUGACUUCUAUCUCUGGAGGGCACGCCCAUGUUGGAACAACAGUACUGGGGGCUGGAAGACAUCUUCAUUCCAGGACGAGGCUCUGCAAGAGCGGUAAAUUUGGCCCCUAUUGGUGACAGACAGCGAACAGCAAUCAUGUGAUAAUUUAUAUGAAGUACUUUUCUUAGACAAUAACCUGCUCAUUUAUGAGUUGACAGUGAGAAAUGUGACGUUUGUAAUUAAGUGUCCAUCUGUGAUGUGCUAAAACAGAUAUAUCAAUGUGUAAAUUUUUACCGUGAUGUUGACCUCCUUGACCCUUGGUGGAUUUUGAUUGUGACAGCAAUUUUAAUUGACCAUGUAAUGUUUGAUUACACUGGUCAGUUUGACCAUGUAAUAUUUGAUUAUUACACUGGUCAGUUUGACCAUGUAAUGUUUGAUUACCGUACACUGGUCAGUUUGACCAUGUUAUGUUUGAUUACAUUGGUCAGUUAGUGUUGAACCCCCAGGCUGCCAAUAACAUCAAUAUGUCCCUUGUUAUGUCUGUGAUGAAAAUGGAACUACAUGUAUUGUCAAAUUGUAUCUAGACAGAUUUUUGUGAAAGUCAUGUAUAAUUUUUCAACUAUUUACUGUUUUAGGUGAAAAACUUCAAUGUUUGUUCCCAUUUUCCCAAUCAAAAUUUCGUAAAUGUGAAGUUUGUUGAAAUCUGUUAGUGCUCCAAUACCACUAUUUUACAAAUGCAUAAUAACAAAAUUAUUAUAAACACUCAAGUGCUUUAAUAGAAUAUCUUUGUGUGUAUAUAUAUAUAUAUGUAUAUAUUCUUUAAAAGGAGGCAAACUUUCCAGGAAAUAUCCUUUGUAAACACUGAAAAUUUCAAUAUUUUCUUAUUUUUAAAUUCAACCUUUAGGUUAAGGAAAAUGUUUGUAAGAGUGUAUGUCGUGUGGUCACCAUUCUAGUGGAACAUGGUUAACUUUCCCCACAAACUAUUUAUGAUAAUACCAUUGUUACAGAGGCAUCAUCAGAUUAGCUUGAUGUGGCCUUACUCGAGUUACUUCGUCUGUAUGGCUGGUAACAUUUAUUUGUAAUGCUAUUAUACGAUCAUUUCAUGUCUUUUUGAAAUAUUUUUGAUGACAGUUUUUAUUGUAGUCUUUCUAACUUUCUACUUCUCUCUCUCUCUCUCUUUCCCAUCUGUAUUUUACUGUGUUUACAGAGAACUGUUUACAUUUUACACCAUGUCAUAAGUCGGUACCUGUACACGGGUCACUGGCCGUAGUGUUCUAAAAUAAACACUCAAACUCGU